This is a messenger RNA of Nicrophorus vespilloides, 1157 nucleotides long. Its product is annotated as insulin-like growth factor-binding protein complex acid labile subunit. The transcript is spliced from 7 exons. Gene Ontology annotation, molecular function: protein binding. NCBI's taxonomy places the organism in Eukaryota, Metazoa, Arthropoda, Insecta, Coleoptera, Silphidae. The coding region runs from base 1 to 1023 and encodes 340 amino acids. The record is from RefSeq and is a predicted model, not a curated record.
AUGUUUCGUGACAUAUCAUAUGUGAGCCAUUUGAAUUUACUUAGAAAUAAUAUAAAAAAGAUUAAAGCUUCAUCACUUAUAGGUUUAAAAGCAGACAUUUUGAGUUUUAGCUUUAACUAUUUAGAAUAUUUAGAAGACAGUUCAAUUCCCGAAGUAGAAGAAUUGUUCAUAAAUGGCAAUAAACUAGUAUCAAUACAUUCAAAAAUAUUUGUUAAUAUUUCAAAAAUAAAGAUACUCGAUGUGAGCUUCAAUAAAAUCACAGACUUUAGCUUUCAAAACUCAAUGUUCCAAAGAUUAAAUAUGAAAAACAAUAAAAUUACGCACUUAUCAAAAAAAUCUUUUUUGGGAAUGAAUAUGCUGAAUGAAAUAAUACUAUCAAAUAAUAUGAUUUCCUCGCUGGAAAUGAAAUCAUUACCGUUAGUGAAGAAUCUAGAUUUGAGUCACAAUUUACUUAGCUCCAUUGAUUUAAAUAUGUUCACCGAUAUUGAUCAAGUCAGACAUUUGGAUUUAACCCACAAUUGUAUCAAGCAGAUAAAUUUGAAAUUUACGAAAAAAGCAAACAUUUCAAUUGGAAUAUUUAACAAAAUGUGCAAUGAUAUAUACGAAACGGAUAAAGAAAUGAGCAAGUCGAAUGAUAAACAGGAAGCAGAUAACGAAAUGAGCAAGUCGAAUGACAUACAGGAAAUGGAUAAUGUUUUGAUAUCGAAAAAUAUACUUUAUAUAAUUGGUGCAGUCAUUGUGGUUGCUGUUUUACUCGCUAAUAUAAUAGUGAUUAUAUAUUCAAGACGAUUCUACAAAUAUUCGAAGAAAGCCUUUGAGCCGAGAGUUGUAUUUAAUAAUGAACUAAUUCCAAAUGCAAUUCCGAACGACAACAAUGGAGGAUACGUUGAGCCUGCACACGUAUAUGAAGUGAUCGACAAUAAUGCUGAAACACAACGAGAAUCAUAUGGUUAUUUGGUCCCUCGCUCUAAAAAGAGGCAAGAAGCAGGGGAUGAAAUUCGCAAUGUUUCGAGCAAAGCUUAAAACAAUUUAAUUGAAGAUAAUCACAGUAAUUUACAUUUUUAUCUAUAAACAUGUAAAUGCCGGAAAGCUCAAUGAUUCAUAGUUCUUUGUAAUAAUUAUUAAAAGUUACAAUUAUUUGAAUGUAUCUAUUUUUU